CCGGAACGCCACAGAUUCGAAGGCAAACGUAACAGGAAAAAAAAGCAAAAAAAAAAAAAAAACAAAACAAAACUCAAAAUCAGAAGCCACAACAAAGCUUUGGAAAAAAAAACGCACUUAAAUGGAUAGCCACAUGAUGAUAAACGACGAGUUCAACAGCAACUUCUUGAACCCCGUUAGUUGUGGUAAUUGUGAUAGCUCCACCGAUUGCAGAGGUGACACCAAUUUGGACGCGGUGCACUCCAACGAUUGCUACGCCCAAUACGAUUGCCCCUGCGAGAUGACGGAACGCCAGAAUUUCGGUGGCUCCUAUGCAGCCGGCAGUCGCAUACCGAGGGGCGCGGCGAGGCCGCGUCAAGGUCCAUCGCCGCGCAACAACUACUCGUUCCAGCCGGUGUUCCAUGAGCGCACCAACAUGGAGGACGAUGCGCUGCUGUCCGAUAAUCUGUGGAAGCUGGCCCGCAAGACGGGCACAUUGAAUAUGACCAACAAGGGCAUGUCUCGCGUGCCCGAGCGUAUCUAUGACAUUAACGAGCCCGACGAGGACAGCAAGAAGGCCAAUCUGGUGCAGUUGUCCAUUAGCGAGGAGGAUGCCUGGUGGAAUCAGGUGCCGCUGGAAAAUCUCGACCUCAGCUCCAAUGCCCUGUCGCAUAUAUCGCCCAAAAUUGAGAAUCUGCUGACGCUAACCGUGCUGCAGCUGCAUGACAAUGCGCUCGUCGCGCUGCCGCCAGAGAUUGGAAAGCUGGAGAAGCUGGUGCGCCUGAAUCUUGGCCACAAUAAGCUAAGCGAAUUGCCAAUCGAGCUAUUCAGCUUGCCAGAGCUGCGGCAUCUAAAUAUAUCACAUAAUGAAUUCAUUGAGCUCAAUCCGGACAUCAGCAAUUUGCACAUGCUGGAGUUCCUGGAUGCUGGGAACAAUAACAUAAACAGCUUGCCUGGUGGCAUUGGGUUUCUGGUGCGUCUAACGGCUCUGCUGCUGGCCAAUAACCACAUCAAGGAGCUGCCGCCCGAUAUUGUCUAUAUGCGCUCGCUGCAAAAGCUAGACCUGAUGAAGAACGAUCUGAUCGGCUUGCCGGAGGACAUGGGCCUGCUGCGCAAGCUGCAAUGCUUGUAUAUCCAGCACAAUGACAUCAAGGAGCUGCCUGACUUUGAGGGCAAUGAAGCGCUGAACGAACUGCACGCCAGCAACAACUUUAUAGAGCGCGUGCCGAAGGAUCUGUGUGCCAAUUUGCCGCAUUUGAAAAUCUUGGAUUUGCGCGACAACAAGAUCACACAGCUGCCCGACGAGGUGUGCCUGUUGCGCAAUCUGAAUCGUCUGGAUGUGUCCAACAAUUCCAUUAGUGUGCUGCCCGUCACCUUGGCCUCGCUGGCGCAUUUGAUCAGCCUUCAGGUGGAUGGCAAUCCCAUCAAGACAAUACGACGCGACAUUCUGCAAUGCGGCACAGCCCGCAUUCUAAAAACGCUGCAAGAUCGCGCCCAGGCCAAAGGCCGCGAAGAUGGCGGCGCCGAGGACGUGGCAUGCAGCAGCCGAUCAGCUGCAUCCAGUCAACAGCAACAGCAAUUGCCACCCAAUAUGACCGACAACAGCUACCAGCAGCCCGGUUGCGCCCAGUCGCCAUUCAGGCGCUGUCAUUGCCAAUGCCAGUGCCAGCACUUUAUGCACAAUCACCAUCAACAUCACCAGGAGCAACAGCAGCCGCAUUGUGGCUUAUACUAUCCGCCGUUUAAUGGGCCACCAAAGUAUAUGACAGAGGAUUACGAGCAAGAGCAGCAGCAACAGCAGCAACAAUUUGGGCAUCCCAAUCAUUAUGCGGCGAACCCACAGAUGCCCUAUCAGGAUACCUAUUUUAAUGGCCAUUAUAUGCCCGGCUGUGCAUCGAUGACACCAGCCCAUCAGGCUGCCUAUAACCAGUUCAAUCGUUGUGUUGUGCAACCUCGUUGGGUAUACAAGCUGCGUCACACGCGCACUUUGGCAGUGAAUUUGGAGAACCUCACGGAUGUGCCGACGCACGUCUUCGAGCUGGCCAGCGCGGAGAAGGUGCAUGUGGUGGAUUUUGCCCGCAAUCAGCUGAGUGCUUUCCCGCCGGGUUUGCAGCGCAUGUCCAAUUUGGUAACGGAGCUUGUCCUGGCCCACAAUGUCAUUGCCAGUGUACCAACUUUUAUUUCCCAAUUCACUCGUAUAACAUUUCUAAAUUUGUCUAACAAUGUAAUUAAGGACUUGCCACCCGAAUUUGGGCUGCUCAACACGCUGCGCGAACUGAAUAUUGCCAACAAUCGCUUUGAGUAUUUGCCGAAGGGCCUGUAUGAACUGCAGGGCCUGGAGAUUCUAGUUGCCAGCGAUAAUCACAUUAAGGCCCUGAACGUGGCCGGCUUGGAGAGUUUGCCCCGGCUGAAUACGCUCGACUUGCGCAAUAAUGAUAUUGAAUAUGUGCCGCCCAUACUGGGAAAUCUAACAAAUAUUACCCACUUGGAGCUGGUGGGCAAUCCGUUUCGCCAGCCGCGCCAUCAAAUCCUGAUGAAGGGCACAGAUGCCAUUAUGUCCUAUCUACGUGAUCGCAUUCCCACCUGAAGCAGCUAAACAAAGACGCAUUAUUAUUUAUUUAACGAUAACUUAGCGCACAUUCGAAACGCUAAUUAAUUUAAUCAUUUAUUAUUGUUGUGUUGAUUUUGAGACAAAAGCUUAACCAAAUUAAAGUGGCGCCCGCACACGCACACACACACUCGCACACACUCAGCCAGACAAUACAAUCUGUCAUGCGGCCAGUGUGUGUGUGUGUGUGUGUGUGGGCGCCAGACGCGCGUA
Molecule: messenger RNA, 2800 nt
Organism: Drosophila virilis
Lineage: Eukaryota; Metazoa; Arthropoda; Insecta; Diptera; Drosophilidae
Gene: f-cup
Product: leucine rich repeat containing flyers-cup
Molecular function (GO): protein binding
Source: RefSeq, a predicted model, not a curated record